AUGGCCGACAACAAAGUAAAGUGCGAGCCGUGUCGCACCAUCAACUUAGCUAAGCACGUGAAUCAACUUAAACCUGACAUGCAAAUAUACGAGAAAUGCAUGCCGACGCAAAAAAUAGAAUGCAGUCGUGUCACAGAACUACCAAUCCACCCCACGUGCUUAAAAGUUUGCACUAAAGAGGAAUAUUCUAUGCUGCAAAGUGGAAAAAAACACGCAUCGCCUAAAAUGUCAGUUCCUUAUGCGCACGGAAAACUUAUGUACGCUGUUAAAGCUGGUAUCCUGGUAGGAGCUGUUUAUUUCACGUACGCGCAAGGAGUGUGGGGCAACCAACAAGACGUCACAGAAUGCGUUCGUCGUUGGCAGGAAUAUAUGCGUAGCAUCAACACUCGACGGCCGCCUGUAUAUGAUCGGUGUGGUCACGUAGUUAGGGAAGAAAACACUGAAAGCUUGCUGGCGCCAUUCUAUUCAAUAUACAAGAAUUUCAUAACAACGUCUUUUGCUGGAGUCGUGAAAAUUCCAUUAAUUGUAAAGUGCGCCUAUCUUGACUACCUCAAAGCACUAGAGAAGAAACAGGCUGACGAAGAAAAAGAAAGAAAACUGAAGAAGCAAAAAGUGUAA
Parnassius apollo (apollo) is the source of this 618-nucleotide messenger RNA. NCBI's taxonomy places the organism in Eukaryota, Metazoa, Arthropoda, Insecta, Lepidoptera, Papilionidae. The record is from the annotation of a GenBank genome assembly.